ACACAGUUAAAUAAACAAAAAAGGUAUUCUUACAUCAACAAUAAGACUUAAAAAUAUUUAUUUUUUCAAUUAAUAACAACUAUGGAAGCUAGUCUUAAACCAGUAACCCCAUCUUUUUUCAAGAAUAUAUUGAAUAGUUUUCAUUUCCAAUAUUAUAAAAGGUCUUUAGCCCAUUGCAAAUUUAUCGGUGAAUUAUUCAAACAAGGGGCUUUUACCGAAAAAAAUAUAUUGUCGUUCAUUCACGAAUUGAUGAAAGUAAAAGAUAUUCUGAAUAUUCAUUGCUUAUGUAUAAUAUUACAAAUAGCAGGACAAAAAUUAUCAAAAACUCAUAAUUUGGACGGUAUAGUACAUCAUAUUUUAUUAUUUAAAAAUGAAAACACUGUCCUCAUAAAAAUGUCACCAACUCUUCAGUCUUUGAUAUUCAAAAUACAAAACUUGCAUUUAAAAUGUUGGAUACAUGAAGAACCUCUUAAGUUAAUUGAGGACAAUGAACAAUAUAUUUCCUUUGAAAAUUUGCCGGAGCAAUUAAAACAACUAUAUGAUCUUAAAUCAUAUACAGUAAUGGCCCAAUGUAUUAUUGAUGAAUGUAUGGCUGUUCUUAACGGUUUUGACAAGAUAAAUAUCAAUGAAAUAGUACAUUCGUUAAAAUAUAUCAACUCGUGGCUACAUUACGAUCAAGUGUCAUUCGUUGCUUCUAUGAUACUUAUAACACUAAACGAAGACCAAAGUAUUCGCCAAAAGGCUGGUAUACUUUUAAACUUAUUUAUUAAGAAAGGCUUGUUAUUAAUUGAUUCGGUUUUAUCGGGAAUUGACAAAAUAAUGGAUGACUCAGAAUUGAAAAUAGAACUUCCAAGAUUAUCAGAUUUAUUAUUUGACAUCACUAGUAGGAUUACAUAUCUGAAUUAAUUUUGUAUAACUUAAUUUAUACUGUUUUGUAUUGUAUA
Molecule: messenger RNA, 944 nt
Organism: Sipha flava (yellow sugarcane aphid)
Lineage: Eukaryota; Metazoa; Arthropoda; Insecta; Hemiptera; Aphididae
Exons: 8
Coding region: 82-906 (274 amino acids)
Molecular function (GO): RNA binding; protein binding
Source: RefSeq, a predicted model, not a curated record